Molecule: messenger RNA, 2109 nt
Organism: Acipenser ruthenus (sterlet)
Lineage: Eukaryota; Metazoa; Chordata; Actinopteri; Acipenseriformes; Acipenseridae
Product: transmembrane protein 236-like
Exons: 4
Coding region: 1-1110 (369 amino acids)
Source: RefSeq, a predicted model, not a curated record
AUGGGAUCAGGGAAGAAAUUCAAAUGUGCCUUGUUUGAAAUCCUGCAGUUUUCAGCCCUCUGUAUCCCUGUUUUCAUAGUCAUUCAGAGGUUCGCCUCCAUUGUCAAGCGGGUUAAGAAGGCACAAGGGCAAAACGACGGGGAUGCAAACACUGCCUACUGGCUUGUUGUGGCUUCCUCUAUUGCUUAUGUCACAUCUGUGGCCUUGAUUAUUUGGGUUCCUAUGAAAUACAUGAUAGCCAAAAAAAGGAAGUUUUUCACUGAAAGGAAGAAGUGGAGACCAGUCCUUCUGGUGUAUGUGAUUCUCUCAACAUUGCCCUGCUUUGCAUUCCUAAUAGCCAGCACGGAGGUGCAGAUAAACAGUAACUUGGAGCUUCAUCUGUACGAUACCCUCACUGAUCUCCCUGUCUCUUUGGUUAUAUUCUCCCUGAUUUGCGUAGAUGUAAUUGAUAGACUUCGGAAAUGUCGUCUUACAGGGCAAAUGCAAGAGGCUGAAAGGGAUGCUGGGAUUCAUAGUCCUGUUCUGACAUAUCUGGAGCAAGUUCCAACUGUAUCUGGGCAGAUCGAUGGAAAUGAAAAUGAAAAUCAUGGAGCUACAAGAUUAGAAGCCAAUGGAUCUGUGCCAGAGGUAACAACACCAGAGAAUCAGGAAAACCGUUACAGCAUCUCUGGAUACAGCUCCCGCACAGCAAGCUCCAGUAACUACACAACACCGUACACACCUUCUGGGCAUCUGAAGUUUCUGUCCACAAAUGAUGCAAGGGCAGAAAUAUUUGUUGAUUGUUUCGUGUUCUGGUUUGAUACCAUAGAGCUGGUGAGAGUUGCCGGUCUUCCCCAGGUUUUCAGGUCAGGAUGGAUUUUUCCAAUAUAUAUCUUUAGCUAUAUUUCUCUAUUGAGGUUGAUUGUGAAACCCAAAAAUCCCAUUCUGAGUUCCUUGGGAGUGUUUGUGCAAGAUAUUCCCUUCCUCUUCCUCCGAAUAGGAUUGAUUGCAGUAUUUGGAUACGUCACUCCUCUGAUCUACCUUUUUAAAAAUCUUUUGGUAUUUUUGGCUUUCGUUUAUUUUAACUUCAUGACAAAGCUUAAGCUGUUCAACACUGAGCAAAUGUUCUAAUGACAAGGGAGUUACAAUACCACCGCUGGUAAUUUCAUUAUUUAUGUCAAUGUUUUUAUUUUUAUAGCAUUGUAAGUUUUGUAUUUAUACUAUGGAGGGUAAAAAGGUAGAACCUUUUUAUUUUCUUGUAUUGUACAGGGAUAUUGAUUAUAGCUUCUAGUGAUAAGGUCUCAUUUCGGUUAUUGAGGAAUGAGGACUUUUUUUAGGCAGCCACAUUCUAUGCCAUUAGCUUUGUCACAUAUUCAUCAGUAAGUGUUAAGAAUUAAUUUGUAACAUUUCAAAGAAAAGUUUUCUUUUGUUGAGAGGUUUUCAUUUUGGUUCUCUUAUUAAGCCUCGUACACACACAGCCUAAAUGUGGUUGCGAGAUCACCUUUUGCUCUUAAAAACGUUUUAAGUACACACACAGUUUGGUUGCAAAUGGCAGCGGCAACCGUACUAGUUAAUCCUGUAGUGAGUUCGGUUAUCAAUUCAGUUUGGUUAGUUAAUGGUUAGUUCUUGCUUUGUAGAAAAGAGCAUAUCUGUGCUUGACGAGCUCUCGAUCGAUUACAUACUGUACUUUCUUCCAAAAGCAUAAACAAAAACACAGCCACACAAACCUAACGAAUGUCGUGUAAUUGUGGUCCGAGUUCAGUUGUUAGUUUAAACAGGGAGUGCACUCACUUCAGUAAUGAAAGGCGUGUGUGUACAACAAACAACCACAGCAAGUGCAGUUUGUUAAUACAGUUGUCGCGCCAACCGCAGUGUGUGUGUACGAGGCCUUAAACCUCUUAACUGACUAAAACGUUUUAAGUACACACACAGUUUGGUUGCAAAUGGCAGGACUGCCCAGUCCCUGACCACAUUCCGGCGCCUCCUUAAGACUCACCUCUUCAAAGAGCACCUGUAGAACUCCUCUGUUUGUAUCCUGGGACACUAUCACCCUUCAUGUAAAUGUGCUUUAUUUUGCUCUUAUCAGCCCCUAUUUUACUGCAUUUAAUCCUGUACUUCAGAAUACUGUAA